Molecule: messenger RNA, 615 nt
Organism: Metopolophium dirhodum (rose-grain aphid)
Lineage: Eukaryota; Metazoa; Arthropoda; Insecta; Hemiptera; Aphididae
Exons: 2
Coding region: 1-615 (204 amino acids)
Source: RefSeq, a predicted model, not a curated record
AUGGCAUGUGUAGAUGCUGAUGGACUUUUUUUGACCAUUGAUGUUGGUGAUUAUGGUAGGAACAGUGAUGGUAGGGUGUUUAGAAGAAGUUCGUUAGGCAAAGCCAUUGAAAAUGAUUUGCUGGAUGCCCCUGACCCAAAGCCUUUACCUGGCUGGGACUCAAAGGGCUCUUUCCCACAUUUUUUUGUAGCAGAUGAAGCCUUUCCAUUGAAAAAAAACCUGAUGAGACCUUUUCCCAAAAGAUCAUUAAAUAAAACCAGAAGGAUUUUUAACUACAGGUGCUCCAGAGCCAGAAGAAGCGUAGAAUGCUCAUUUGGAAUGCUUGUUUCUAAAUUUAGAGUAUUUGAGCAACCUCUAGCUUGUAAGGUAAAAACAUGUGAAUCUGUUAUUAAAGCAGCAUGUGUUCUGCAUAAUUGCAUACGAAUGCGAGAAGGUACAUUUUCUACACCAUCACAUCCUCAAUCAAUUGAUUCAAUGGGAGUACAAAAUAAUAAAGAACUACCACUUAUUCAAGUAGCAAGACCCACAAGAGUUGCAGAAAAUAACAGAGAGUUAUUGUGUAGUUAUUUUAUAUCAAAUGAAGGUCAGGUACCUUGGCAAGAAAAUUGUUCUUAA